CAGGCGAGGCGAGGGGCGCAGGGCUCAGGGCGGCGGCGCGAGUGCGCGAGGCCGCGAUCCGCGCCAGAUUGCUGCGUACAGGUAGCGCAACACCCGACGUGAGCUCAAACAGGCCGUGCCCCCAGAGCACACCGACGGCCUCCUUGGGCACUCGACCGCUCGACCGCAUCGCCACCUCGCGCAGCCCCUGACCCCCGGCCGCUGCCUCUGCCUCUGCCUCUGCCUCGCUGCCUCCGCGCCCACCGCGUCCACCGCUGCCACCGCUCCAGGCUCACCGACUCCGUGGCCGCCCCCGCCCCGCCCGUCGCGCCCCGUCACCACACACACCCGCCCGCACCGCGCCGCCAUGUCGUGGAAGCUCACCAAGAAGCUCAAGGAGACGCACCUGGCGCCGCUGGCCAACACCUUCAGCCGGUCGUCGUCGACGUCGACCAUCGUCGACCAGCAGACGCCCAAGGCCUCGAACAGCGCCGCCAGCAGCAAUGCCGCCUUCGGCGACCCCAACGGCAUCGCCGCCUCAGACGCCGCCGCCGUCGCCCCCUCGGCGCCCCUGCGCCCCGGCAUCUUGAUCGUCACCCUGCACGAGGGCAAGGCCUUUUCGCUGCCGCCCGGCGCUGAGCAGGCCUUCAGCGGCGGCUCGCACCACCAGGGCUCGCUGUCCACCGGCGGCGGCUUCUCCGUCGCCGGCUCGGUGCGCCCAGGCGCGUCGCGCAACCCCGUCGCUGGCUCGUACACCGGCCGCCCGCAGUCGGCCGCCGGCAGCAUCAACGCUGCGCCCACCAUCCACGGCCGCUACUCGUCCAAGCACCUGCCCUACGCCCUCGUCGACUUCGACAAGCAGCAGGUCUUCAUCAACGCCGUGUCCGGCACCCCAGAGAACCCGCUGUGGGCCGGCGGCAACACACAGUACAAGUUCGAUGUGUCGCGCAUGACCGACCUCACCGUCUCGCUCUACAUUCGCAACCCCACCGCUCCUCCCAACGCUGGCCGCAACGAGGACAUUUUCAUCGGCACCCUGAAGAUCAAGCCGCGCUUUGAGGAGCAGCGCGAUGGCAAGGACAAGAAGGGCGAGACCACAGCCGCCGGCCAGGCCGGCGCCGACUGGAUCGAUGUCCAGUUCGGCAGCGGCCAGAUGCGCGUCGGCGUCAACUUUGUCGAGAACCGCCAGGACCGCCUCACCAUCGACGACUUUGAGCUGCUCAAGGUCGUCGGCAAGGGCAGCUUUGGCAAGGUCAUGCAGGUGCAGAAGAAGGACACCCACCGUAUCUACGCCCUCAAGACCAUCCGCAAAGCCCACAUCAUCUCGCGAUCUGAAGUCGCACACACCCUCGCCGAGCGCUCCGUGCUGGCCCAGAUCAACAACCCGUUCAUUGUGCCGCUGAAGUUUUCCUUCCAGUCGCCAGAAAAGCUCUAUCUCGUCCUGGCCUUUGUCAACGGCGGCGAGCUGUUCCACCACCUGCAGAAGGAGCAAAGAUUCGACAUUAACCGCGCGCGAUUCUACGCCGCAGAGCUCCUCUGCGCGCUGGAGUGCUUGCACGGCUUCAACGUCAUCUACCGUGAUUUGAAGCCCGAGAACAUUCUGCUCGACUACACCGGCCACAUCGCCCUGUGCGAUUUCGGUCUGUGCAAGCUGGACAUGAAGGACGAGGACCGCACCAACACAUUCUGCGGAACACCCGAAUACCUCGCUCCUGAACUGCUGACCGGCGGCGGCUACACAAAGUCGGUCGAUUGGUGGACACUCGGCGUUCUGCUCUACGAGAUGUUGACAGGCCUCCCACCCUUCUACGACGAGAACACAAACGACAUGUACCGCAAGAUUCUCACCGAGCCGCUGCACUUCCCCGGGCCUGAGAUUGUCCCUCCUGCUGCCCGCGAUCUCCUGACCCGUCUCCUUGAUCGCAACGCCGAGAAGCGGCUGGGAGCCAAGGGUGCGGCCGAGAUCAAGGCCCACUACUUCUUCCACAGCAUUGACUGGCGCAAGCUGCUGGAGAGAAAGUACGAGCCGAGCUUCAAGCCCGCUGUGGUCGACGCCAAAGACACGGCCAACUUUGACCGCGAGUUCACCUCGGAAGCACCGACAGAUUCUUACGUCGACGGACCCAUGCUGUCGCAAACCAUGCAGGAACAGUUUGCAGGCUGGUCCUACAACCGGCCGGUUGCUGGCCUCGGAGAUGCUGGUGGCUCGGUAAAAGACCCGUCUUUCGAGGGUGUUGCGGACAGGAAAUAGGGUACCCUGGCCUAGCACGGCGACUGAGCUCGGCCAAUAGCCGGUGGCUCCGGCAAUCGGCCGUCGCCUGCAACCUCCCACCUGGCAUUGUUGCUGCUGUCGGGCUUUGGAGCAUACAUAGAUGAGUGUGUGAUUGGUGGGAACUCUCAGCGCUUUUGGCUAUUUUGGUUCUAAACGACGGCGUAUGGGGGCAGCAUUCGUGCUUGAAAUGCCCAGAUAGGCAAUCCAAGAAGAUAUCCCACUCUCACGUCUGGACCUCUCACGUCUGGACCGCAUGUGCCUGAAGCUCGUCGUCAAUUAGUGAGCAUGAAUAGUCAGCAUUUGUAUGUCGCACCGACCAACC
This is a messenger RNA of Boeremia exigua, 2573 nucleotides long. Its product is annotated as kinase-like domain-containing protein. Bases 347 to 2230 code for a protein of 627 amino acids. The record is from RefSeq and is a predicted model, not a curated record. The transcript is spliced from 6 exons. Gene Ontology annotation, molecular function: ATP binding; protein serine/threonine kinase activity. Gene Ontology annotation, biological process: protein phosphorylation. NCBI's taxonomy places the organism in Eukaryota, Fungi, Ascomycota, Dothideomycetes, Pleosporales, Didymellaceae.